Messenger RNA from Sus scrofa (pig), 3100 nucleotides. NCBI's taxonomy places the organism in Eukaryota, Metazoa, Chordata, Mammalia, Artiodactyla, Suidae. The record is from RefSeq and is a predicted model, not a curated record.
GGGCUGGGUAUCUGCAGCCGGGGGCCAACCGGCUCUUUCCUUCCUUCCCUCCCGCCCCGGCUCCCUCCCGCCUGCUCCGGGACCGCAGCCACGUCUGAAAGCGCCUCAUUGUGCGCGCUCGCUCCGGCCGGCAGCGCCUGAGCAGCCCUGCGGGCGGCCGCACAGGGGAUUCCUGCUCUGUUUCCAGAUUCCCGGCGCCUUGGGUCUCCAGGUGCCUCCAACAUCUUGGUAUCCGCUUCCCAGGGCCGUGCCCCUUGCCUGUCCCCGGUGUCCCUGGGUGCCCCUUCACAGCUUUGGGACCUUGCAGAACAAAUCAGCCCCUGCGGAUUCUUCCGACGGGGAGACAGAGAGGCUGUGGAGUGGAACUUGGAGGAGACGACGUCCAGGAGUCUUUGCUAGGACUGGGGACAGAGACGUGAGCCUCCCGCCGCGCCCGUCGGGCAGGGACGCCUCGCCUGGGGGAUCUGGGAGAGUGGAAUUCCAUCAUGAAGACAGAGGACACGUCCCAGUGCCUGCCUGAUGUGUCCUUCCUAAGUUGAACCCCGGGGCACUUGGUGGGCGCGCUGGACCUAGGCUGCCUUCUCAGAAAACUCCCAGCUGGGACCUGGCCUUCUCUGGACACCCCCUGUGGCGAAGAUGUUUUAAUCCCCUUCCCAGGUCUCGAGUUCCAGUCAGAGGAUCCGAUAACAGUUCUUGUAUUGUGUGGGUCACUUAAGAAACCCCUGGCAUCCCUCGAGUGCAGGCUCUGAAAAACCUCUGAGCAUCUCUAUGGGUUUGUGAUUGAGGUGUGCGUGUCUGCCAGCAGCCCUGGACAGCAGUCCCUGGCCGGCGGCAUGUGGCUGCGGCGCAUCUCCAGCACGGCGGUGACCGCGCUCCUGCUGGCGCAGACUGGCCUCCUGCUCUUCUUGGUCUCCCGGCCCAGGCUGCCAUCUCAGGCGGGAGGCGAGGAGCGGGUGCAUGUGCUGGUGCUGUCCUCCUGGCGCUCAGGCUCGUCCUUCGUGGGCCAGCUCUUCAGCCAGCACCCUGAUGUCUUCUACCUGAUGGAACCCGCGUGGCACGUGUGGUCCGCGCUGUCACAGGGCAGCGCGGCGGCGCUGCACAUGGCCGUGCGCGACCUGGUGCGCUCCGUCUUCCUCUGCGACAUGGACGUGUUCGAUGCCUACCUGCCCUGGCGGCGCAACCUGUCGGACCUCUUCCAGUGGGCGGAGAGCCGCGCGCUCUGCUCGCCGCCGGCGUGCAGCGCCUUCCCGCGCGGCGCCAUCAGCAGCGAGGCGGUGUGCAAGCCGCUGUGCGCGCGGCGGCCCUUCAGCCUGGCCCAGGAGGCCUGCCGGUCCUACAGCCACGUGGUGCUCAAGGAGGUGCGCUUUUUCAACUUGCAGGUGCUUUACCCGCUGCUUAGCGACCCGGCCCUCAACCUGCGCAUCGUACAUCUGGUGCGCGACCCGCGGGCAGUGCUGCGCUCGCGGGAGCAGACGGCCAAGGCGCUGGCGCGCGACAACGGCAUCGUGCUGGGUACCAACGGCAAGUGGGUGGAGGCUGACCCGGACCUGCGGGUGGUGCGUGAGGUGUGCCGCAGCCACGUGCGCAUCGCCGAGGCCGCCAAGCACAAGCCGCCGCCCUCCCUGCAAGGACGCUACCGCCUUGUGCGCUUCGAGGACCUGGCGCGGGCUCCGCUGCCCGAGAUCCGUGCUCUCUACGCCUUCACGGGACUGAGCCUCACACCGCAGCUCGAGGCCUGGAUCCACAAUAUCACACAUGGGGUCGGGCCCGGCGCGCGCCGCGAGGCGUUCAAGACCACGUCCAGGAACGCGCUCAAUGUCUCGCAGGCCUGGCGCCACGCGCUGCCCUUCGCCAAGAUCCGCCGCGUGCAAGAGCUGUGCUCCGGCGCGCUGCAGCUGCUGGGCUACCGGCCCGUGUUCUCCGAGGAAGAGCAGCGCGACCUCUCCCUGGACCUGGUGCUGCCGCUAGGCCCAAGCAGCUUCAGCUGGGCAUCAUCCACCGCCAAGCACCCCGGGCCGUAGCGGAGGUCCCCAGCUGUGGCUGGGGGUCGCCAGGACCGGGAGACUCAGGCAUGGUGGGGUGGGAGCCGUGGUACGCGGGGGCACAGGCUGCUACUGGAGGGGCCGGGAGUUUGGGAGUCCUCUCCCACCCCUACCCCGUAGUAGGGGAACCGAGCCCCCAAACUAUGUUUCUUUCUUGAUUUUACUUUUUAGGAGCUGGGUUCCCAUCAGACACACUCUUCAUGGAAAGCAGCCUUGCGCCCCCACUUCCUCUGGGCACAGGGAAUAGGUUCAGAUGACUUGGCUCCUCCUCCAGCACUUUGUUUCCCCUUUAUUCUCCCUUGGGAUGCCUCACCCUGCCGCUGAGGUCGACCCAGCCCUGCCUGGGCGUUCAGGGGGCACUGUGGUGAGCUCUGCCUGAAGUUGGUACAUCACCCCCUCCGGGCACCCUAGUCUCUGUCCCGCCCCGCCUUUGGCAUCAUGCGGCACCAAAGCCAAGGCUUUUAUAUUCACCUGUAUCUUCAGCAAGAAAUCAGACAGGGUACCUCUGUCUUGUGAUCUCCCCUUAGCCUCUCUCUGCCCACAUGUCUCCGAGCAGCCCACAUGCCCUCAUCACCUGCCUAAGUAAGGUGACCCUUUGAUUUGUCCUGACAGAAAAGAUCCUCCCCGCAGAAAUAAACAUAACUAACCUGUACGAUACAGAUUAGAGUUUACAGCCUGUAAAGUUUGAAAGCAAAAUGCAAAAGUGACGGGUCUUGUUACACAAUGAGGAAGAUGAAGGGAAGAGGGGCGUUUGCUCAGAGGCUGCAGUGGGGACAAGAGAGCAAAUCAGGCUUGCAGAGACCUGUCACCUGGAUGAAGAAGAGUCCCAUUUUCCCAUUUUAUUUGCUCAACGGAUGUGCAAGCAGCCAUGGUUGCAGCCAUCGCUGCAAGGUGAGAUCCAGGAAGUGGUGAGCUCUGGGUCCAGACCACAGCGUCUAGGGAGCCUCCUGGAUAAGCCUGGAGGGAGGCAGUGAGGAGGAAAAGUGGCAGGAGAGGGAUGGGGAGGCCCGGGCAGCAAGCCAGGCAGAGCGUGUGGCAGAGCAAGAGGUUGGCAGCAA